AUGUGUGCAGAUCUAUUCAACACCCCCAUGGGAAUGGGAAAACUGGAUAACCUCGAGAAGUUUGACGCAGACUUCUUCGGCUGCAAUGAUGUGGAGCCCAACAAUAUGGACGCACAGAUGAGACUACUUCUGGAGCGGGUGUGGGAAGCCAUUUGGGACUCCGGCAACGACCCAGCAUACCUGAGCGGCACAAACACCGGCGUAUUCAUCGGCAACUGUUUCGAUGAGAUCCUAAACGCCCACUCCUCUGUCGGCACAAUCCCUCUCUACAAGCAAUACAUCGCGACUCAGAUCUCUCAUCGAUUCAAUCUGAGGGGUCCGUCGAUGGCUGUGGACACCGCCUGCGCCUCCAGCUUCUCCGGACUCAACGAAGCGCUCACUUAUAUGAGGCACGGCAUCAUCGACAAUGCCAUUGUCUGCGGCAUCAACUUAGGCCUCAACCCUCUCAUGCAGUUCCAGUUCUAUAAGCUUAAUAUGUUGUCACCGGACGGCCGGUGCAAGUGUUUGGACGAGUCGGCCAACGGCUACGCCAAGGGUGAGGCUGUGGUGGCCAUCAUUUUGCAGCGAAAACCUGCGGCCAAAAGGAUUUACGCGACACUAAUCCACACGAAGACCAAUAAUGACGGCUAUGAGGAGAUGGGCAUCACUUUCCCCACGUGGGAGUCGCAGAGGGACCUCAUGAUCGCCACCUAUAACGAGGCCGGCAUUAAUCCGCACGACGUCGAGUACGUAGAGGGCAUACAGAAGGGUCUGUUACAGCCGGUGUACAAGAACUGGCCGUUCACUGGCGUAUACGCCGGACUCAAUAACUUUGGUUUCGGUGGAUCUAAUAUUCACGUCAUUAUCAAGUGUCCAAAGAUUAAGCCGUCGAUUGACAACAACAAAGUUGUGGACAAAAUCCCGCGUUUAGUGAAUAUGUGCGGAAGGGAUGAAACUGGAGUCAACUAUUUCUUUGAGAAACUCUUGGAGACACCAAACAAAAUCACUCGCGAGUUGUUAGCAAUGGUUAACGACAUCUCAAAGACGGCACCGUUUAAGACAAACGCCGGCUAUAUGGGUAUGGGUUCCCGGGGGUAUAUACUGAUCGAUAGUAUGGAUAAACUAAAAGAAAUUAAAACCUUUAACGCGAAAGAAAUUAAGGAAAAGGAUAGAGAGGUUUGGUUUAUAUUGUCGGGAAUGGGAACCCAAUGGCAAGCGAUGGCCAAAAACUUGAUUCGUAUCGACGUCUUCGAGAAGUCAAUCCGAAACUUAUGCGAAAUAAUGAAGAAGUAUUCAAUUGAUUUGUGGGAUUUGCUCACUAAUGAUAAGCAAGACAUUAUGGGUUCGGUACUCAACUCUUUCAUAACUAUAGCCGCCAUUCAAAUCGCUUUAAUUGAUUUGCUGGAAGAACUCGGUGUGAAACCCGAUGGCAUUGUCGGCCACUCUAUUGGUGAACUCACCUGUGCUUACGCUGACAAAUGCCUGACAGCUGAGGAGACCAUUAUUAUGGCCUAUUGGAGGGGAAAGUGUAUUGAGAGUAACAAGUCAUGUGUCGGACGUAUGGCUGCUGUGGGUAUGGGUGCAAAAGAGGCCAAAACUAUAGUCCCGUCCAAUGUCUUCAUCGCUUGCGAUAAUUCCGACGAUUCUGUCACUGUUUCUGGAGAUAAUAGAGCCGUUGAAGACUUCGUUAAAUACCUGAAAGACAAGAGUAUAUUCGCCGCUAAUGUCGAGAGCUGUGGCAUACCUUUCCACUCACCGCUUAUGUAUCCAAUCGGCGAGCAGUUGACCGGACGGCUGAAGAAUGUAAUGCCGGAGACCAGGAAGAUGUCGACCAAAUGGGUCAGCGCUAACUUCAAUAACACAUCCAAAAGCCUUUCGUCCAACUAUUUCGUCGAUAACCUCUUAUAUCCGAUCCGUUUCAACGAAGCCAUCAAACAGAUCCCCGACAACGCCAUUGUCGUCGAAAUAGCGCCCCAUUCUCUCCUUCAGUCAAUAGUUAAGCGCAGUUUAGGUCCAAACAUAUCGUACGUACCGCUGAUGAAGAGAAACGAAAACAACUUAAACCUAUUGCUGUCGAGUGUCGGCACUCUAUAUACACUCGGUUUGAAUCCUCAGAUCGAGAAACUCUACCCUAAAGUCCAGUAUCCCGUCUCUAACGGCACUAAAUUCAUAUCACCGCUCAUUAAGUGGAUCCACGACAAGAACUAUGUGGUCACCACUUAUCCCGAGUUCUUCAGUGGCUGUCAGGCCAGUGCCACCCGAUCCACGAAAUGCAAUCUUUUGUGGAUCCACGACAAGAACUAUGUGGUCACCACUUAUCCCGAGUUCUUCAGUGGCUGUCAGGCCAGUGCCACCCGAUCCACGAAAUGCAAUCUUUUGGACAAAGAGGACCAGUACGUGACCGGCCACGUGAUCGACGGCCGAAACCUAUACCCGGGAACGGGAUAUCUGUUGCAGGUGUGGAAGCACUUGGCCGGCAGUAAUAACGCUGAGUUCGAUGAGGUGGCCGUCGAGUUCCGGGACGUGAUCUUCCAUCGGGCGACGAUUGUUCAGCACAACAAAGAGAUUGAGUUCAAGACUACCAUUGAUUUGUCAAAUGGAGACUUUGUUUUGUCCGAAAGCAAUGCAGUGGUGGUCACCGGAAACAUCCAGGUCUUGAAUAAGGGUCUCGAAUAUCAGUACUAUUUGGAGGAGAACUCAUACAAAAUCAGUAAAUCUGAGAAUUUGGUGCUUCAAAAGCAAGACAUCUAUACCGGACUCCGGCUCCGGGGCUACGAUUACGGACAGACCUUUCAAUGCGUGUCCGAAGCCUAUGUCGAGGACAGGAAGGUUAAGGCUCUCGUCGAUUGGACCGACAAUUGGGUGGCGUUUACGGAUAAUAUGAUACAAAUUAUGAUCGUUGGCGUCGACACUAAAGGCCUGUUUAUUCCGGUGCGACUCGAUAUGAUCCGAUUUGAUCCCAAACUACUCUUAUCAGAGGUCGAGUCAGUGGGUGAUAAUCCAAGAAUUGAGGCCAUUUUCGAUUACGAUACCAGAAUAGGUGUGGCAAAGGGUCUGGAGUACAGGGGACUGAAAACAAAUCUAAUUUCACGGAACUUGAAUCUGAAUAAAGUGGUGCAGGGUCACUAUAGCUUUGAGGCUUACGACGGGCCGGUAACCUUUGAGGGCCAGGCGUUGACUGAAUACAGAGCCGUUUGCGACAAAUUGGCCGAAAGUGUGCACAAAAAGUUUGAAAUGUUGAGAGGUGUCGGCAAAAAUGCUAACAUUAUUAGCACUAAGACAGAGAAAGUGGACAAAGCGUUGAAAGGGAAAGACAGAUAUUUGUAUCCAUUUUUACUGGACUUACAGAAUGCUAACAAAUAUGAUCUGGAUGCGAUUAAAGAAAACAAAUACUUUGAAGACUUGGACGACGAUUUGAUGUUGAGUUCGUUGUAUAACAAAUGGCUAAUCGACGUACAGAUUAUGACCGUUUAUGACAAUAAAAAGCCUGGUGAAUUGAGUGUCUUAGAGUUGAAUGAUAGUUACGAGCCAAUUCAGCCCAGUGUUGUCCAUAGUUUAGAUCCUCACGAGUACUACGUUAAGCUCGUGUACAAUACGGCCUCCCGUUCCCCGACCGAUACUAAAGUCACUGAAUGGCCAGCCAGUGACUCGACAGUGCCGUUGAGUUUCAAAGACUUGGAUCUAAUUGUCUACAAGAAUGACAACAACUCAUCUAUUAAUUUGAGUGAUUUAUGUCAGUCAGCCUGGGAUUCACUCAAAGAUUACGCCUUCUUCGAGAUUGUCUUCAGAGAUAAGUUCACGUCGAGUGAGAAAUUGAUCCGUUAUUUACUGGACAGGAAGUCACAGACAAUGGAUGGAAAGCAGAUUAAAUCUGAGGCCGAAAAGUGUGGCUUUACUUACAUCUCGUGGAAUCGGAACCAAUUCGGAGCCAAUGCUAUGCUCUUCAGAAAAAUGACCACAAAUAUAGAGCUCGACAAACAAGUAAUCAUUGAAGUGGACAACAAUUACAACAAUUGGUUGUCUAAAGUACAGGAAGAGAUGAAAUCAGUGCACAAUAAGCCCGACGGAGAGAACAUUUGGCUCAUCGCUAACAACACCUCGAAGAAUGGUAUCUUAGGUCUGAUCUAUAGCUUGAGGCGAGAGGUGAAUGGUAUGCGAAUCAAAAGUAUUUUCAAUUACGACGGCAUUAAUGAUAAGUUUCUGGACAACCGGAACCUAUUGAGCGAGAUCAUCAAAAAGGAUUUGGUGUACAACGUGUUCAAAGACAAUCGUUGGGGCUUUUAUAAGGCUAACUUCAGAUCACUGCAGAAGACAGUGAUGGCUGAACACUGUUUCCUCAACAACAGCAAUAAGGGAGACCUUUCGAGCCUCAAGUGGUUUGAGUGUCAGCACAAGCUAUGGCCCAUCGGUCGCAAAGACGAGCAAAUGUUAUGCAAAAUAUACUAUUCGGCCCUUAAUUUCAGAGAUAUUAUGUUAGCCUCCGGCCGACUACCAGCCGAUGCCCUCCCGGGAGAUAUGGCACUUCACGACUGCAUUCUGGGACUCGAGUUCUCGGGUCGGGACGAGAAUGGGAAUCGUGUGAUGGGAAUGAUUCCGUCCAAAGCGUUGGCCACCACUUGUAUUGUGGACGACCCGGACUUCUUGUGGCCCAUACCUGACAACUGGACUAUGGAGGAGGCCUCGACUGUUCCCUGUGUUUACUCAACCGCUUAUUAUUCACUCAUAAUUAGAGGUAAUCUGAAGAAAGGAGAGAAAGUACUGAUCCAUUCGGGUAGUGGUGGUGUGGGACAGGCGGCCAUUAAUAUAUGUCUGAGUAUGGACUGCGAGGUCUUUAUUACUGUCGGAUCGGACGCCAAACGAGAGUAUCUCAAGAAGAAGUUCCCGAAACUAACUGACCGUCAAUUCUCUUCGUCCCGAGACUUGAGUUUCAAGACUCACGUAAUGAACGCAACGCAGGGAAAGGGAGUAGAUUUGGUGCUCAACUCCCUGUCCGACGACAAACUAAAGGCUAGCGUUGAAUGUCUAGCUCACAACGGAAGGUUCCUCGAGAUUGGAAAGUAUGAUAUGUCUGUCAACAGCAGAUUAGAUAUGAGUGAAAUGAUUAAAAACAAGUCAUUUCAUGGCAUCCUUUUGGACGCGUUGUUCACAACCGAUGAAAACACACCGAAAUCUGUGCUGAAGGACAGGAAACGCAUUUGGGAACUGAUCGACGCCGGCAUCAAAUCGGGAACCGUUAAGCCAUUGGACAGCAGUAUAUUCAGUGUCGACGAGAGCGAAGAGGCCUUUCGUUUUAUGUCUUCGGGGAAACACAUGGGAAAAGUGGUCAUUAAGAUCAGGGAUGAGGAACCGGAGGGUCAGAGGAUGUCAACGAAACCACUGCUUAUCGAAGCGAUUCCGAGGACUGUAUUCAAUGCCAACAAAGUCUAUAUAGUUAGCGGCGGUUUAGGAGGUUUCGGGUUAGAGCUCAUCGACUGGAUGUGCGAAAGAGGUGCCCAAAAGUUUUUGGUCACCUCAAGAAGUGGUCUAAAGGACUCGUACCAGAAAUCAAAGAUCAAACGCUUGCAAACGAGAAUGGGCGCCGACAUCCACAUCGUUACGGAUCUGGACCUGACAUCACCCAAAGAAGCGACACAACUGUUUAACAUUGCCUCACAAUUGGGUCCAAUCGGCGGUCUCUUUCAUCUGUCGCUUGUGUUGGCCGACACUAUCUUUGAGAAUCAGUCGGAAGAAACGUUUAAAAUUGUUUGCCACUCGAAGUCGGAUCAGUUCACCAUUUUGGACAUCAUUUCCCGGAAGUACUGCCCGGACAUCGACUACUUCGUCGCCUUCUCGUCCGGCGUGACCUCACGUGGAAAUGUAGGCCAAACCAACUACGGCUUCAGCAACUCAAUUAUGGACAGAGUGUGUGACGUGCGUAAGGCUGACGGCUAUAACGCCCUCUCCAUCCAGUGGGGAGUCAUUGGGGAUGUAGGGGUUGUCGUGAAAAGCACCGGACGGGACGACAUCGUCAUCAUCGGAACGGUAGCCCAGCGUAUGCCGUCGUGUCUGCAAACAAUGGACACGCUGUUGCAGUCGGACCAUCCCGUGUGUAUGUCUUUCGUGAAGUGUGAGCCCAAACUGGAGUCGAGUGGAGGCAAAGAGAACUUCAUGAAGAAGUUGGCGCACAUUCUCGGUAUGGAUGACAUCAAGAAAGUCGACCCCAACACCAAACUCCUGAAGCUGGGUAUGGACUCACUUAUGGCGGUCGAGGUGCAGCUGUCCAUCGAAAGGGAGUUCGGAACUGUUCUCACGGCACAGGAGAUCCGCGAGCUCUCCAUCGCUAGAGUUCUCGAGAUCGGAACCAAUUCGGAGGCCAAAUGAGACCAAC
This is a messenger RNA of Oppiella nova, 6346 nucleotides long. The record is from the annotation of a GenBank genome assembly. Lineage: Eukaryota; Metazoa; Arthropoda; Arachnida; Sarcoptiformes; Oppiidae.